UCCAUAAUUAAGAAACAUUGUCCUUUGUGUCCCUUUUUUCCCACAUGGGUCGGCACUCCUGUUGUUUAAAGCAAAAACUAAGGAAAGGUUUAUGGUCUCCUGAAGAAGAUGAGAAGCUUUUCAAUUACAUAACCAGGUUUGGUGUUGGCUGCUGGAGUUCUGUUCCCAAACAUGCUGGGUUGCAAAGGUGUGGAAAGAGUUGCAGAUUGAGAUGGAUAAACUAUUUGAGGCCUGAUUUGAAGAGAGGGAUGUUCUCUCAACAGGAAGAGGAUCUUAUUAUCAGUCUUCAUGAAGUUCUUGGAAAUAGGUGGGCUCAAAUUGCAGCACAGUUACCAGGAAGAACAGAUAAUGAGAUAAAAAACUUCUGGAAUUCAUGUUUGAAGAAAAAGCUAAUGAAACAAGGGAUUGAUCCAACUACACACAAGCCCCUCCUCAUUACUGAAGCUCAUAUAAAGGAAGAGAAGGAAAACACAGAAACACCACUAUCUCAAGGGAUUUUAGCUACAUCGACAACAUUAAACACCUCAAAGGGUUCACCAAUUCUAAUGAAUGAUUCGAAUUACUAUGAUGCUGGGCUAACUGUAACAGAAGCUUCAAGAGAAGUUUUCAUGAGCAAGCCAGCAUUGGAUCCCUUGUCCUACUUUGAAUUCCAAAUGGGCGUUGCUCAUUCUGGUUAUGAUUCAAGUGUGAGUCAUUAUCAACCAAGUCUUGGACAAUUUGAUCAGAACCAGUUGGCAACAGAUUCAAGCUAUGGAUUCUCUUCAAUGCCAACUCUAAAUAGUUAUGAGCAGAGGAACGUGUCGGUGACAGAAUUUUCUGAUAACAAUUCAGCUUCCAAAAUCAGUUCUUUGUUCAUGAAUGAUCAAAUGAAAGAAAGUUCCAGCAAUAGCUCAACCAUGAGUAGUAUUUAUCCAGCAACAACAGGGUGUCAAAUGAGCAGUGUGACGGAAAAUGCAGGGUUCUCAUGGGACGGUGAGAACAAGUUGGAUCCUUUGUUACAGUUUCAAAUCAAUGCCAUAAAAUCUGAAGAGUUCAAGACAAGUUCAAUGGAUUUCACUACCUAUCCGUUAACGUCACUGUCAGAAGAUCUAACAGGAGCAAAUUUUGAUGUAUUCCAGCAUAUAUGA
Gastrolobium bilobum is the source of this 1127-nucleotide messenger RNA. RefSeq names its product transcription factor MYB86-like. The coding region runs from base 45 to 1127 and encodes 360 amino acids. The transcript has 3 exons. Gene Ontology annotation, biological process: regulation of stomatal movement. NCBI's taxonomy places the organism in Eukaryota, Viridiplantae, Streptophyta, Magnoliopsida, Fabales, Fabaceae. The record is from RefSeq and is a predicted model, not a curated record.